AUGAAAAGAGUGCUAUCAAUUCAAUCUCACGUAGUUCACGGUUACGUAGGUGGGAAAUCUGCCAUUUUUCCAUUACAAUCACAAGGAUGGGAUGUUGAUUAUAUAAAUUCAGUCCACUUUUCCAAUCAUACAGGAUAUGGAGAAUUUGUUGGGACGAAAUUACAAACCACCGAUUUAGAAAAGAUUUUAAAUCAAUUAAUUAAUAAAAUGAAUAUUAAAUAUAAUGCUAUUAUUUCGGGGUAUAUACCGAACUCAGAGUUGAUUGCGUGUAUUGGGAAGUACAUUAUUGAGUUAAAGCAAAAAGAUCCUCAGUUGUUCUACUUGUUGGAUCCGGUUAUGGGAGAUAAUGAUUAUUUAUACGUUGAUAAAUCAUGUGUUCAAGAAUAUAAGAAAUUAAUGCAAGACAAAAUAGUCAAUUUGAUUACUCCAAAUCAAUUUGAAGUUGAAUUAAUAACAGAUAUAAAGAUAAUAGAUAAGCAAAGUUUACAAAAAGCAGUGCAGAAAUUACAUUCUGAAUUUAAUGUACCUUAUAUCGUGAUAAGCUCAAUAAAACCAGGUAUUUUAAAUAAUGAAGAAAAAUAUCUUUCAUGUGUAUUGUCCGUGAAUAAUGAAAUACGCUAUUAUAAUAUCCCAACAAUAAAUUCAUAUUUUACUGGAGUUGGAGAUUUAUUUAGUGCAUUAUUAUUAGAUAAAUUUUUCGCCAACAACAAUAUUCAAAAUGAGUUGAAAAAGUUAUCAAAAUCAGUGAAUCAAGUAUUGACGAUUAUGAAUAAGACACUCAUGUUAACUCAUAAAAUGGGAUUGGAAAUGGCACAUGAACAAGGUUUACAAGGUGAUGUUAAAAAUUUACAAGGUAAAAUUAAUGAUGGAAAAACUAUGAAAUUUUUUGAAUUAAAAGUUAUACAAGCAAAAGACUAUUAUAAUUAUUCAGGAGAUGGGGAAUUUAAAGAAAUGACAUUAUAG
Lodderomyces jiufengensis is the source of this 963-nucleotide messenger RNA. It is a transcript of the gene BUD16, whose product is annotated as putative pyridoxal kinase. Bases 1 to 963 code for a protein of 320 amino acids. Gene Ontology annotation, molecular function: pyridoxal kinase activity. Gene Ontology annotation, biological process: pyridoxal 5'-phosphate salvage. NCBI's taxonomy places the organism in Eukaryota, Fungi, Ascomycota, Pichiomycetes, Serinales, Debaryomycetaceae. The record is from RefSeq and is a predicted model, not a curated record. The transcript has a single exon. Gene Ontology annotation, cellular component: cytosol.